Molecule: messenger RNA, 294 nt
Organism: Paracoccidioides lutzii Pb01
Exons: 2
Coding region: 1-294 (97 amino acids)
Source: RefSeq, a predicted model, not a curated record
AUGCAUGGAUAUACAGCAGGUGAGGAAGAAACGAAAGACGGUGACGGGAAACACCUUGGCUGCUACGCAAAAGUUGUGGAAGGAAACCGGAAGUGUAAAGAACAAAGGAAGGAGAAUGAUGUUCUCAAGAACAGAAUACAACAACUAGCCGAAACCUGUGCUGGACACUCGAUACACGGAAGUUUACAUCGAUCCUCGAAUGUUGAUGAUGAUGAUGAUGACGAUGAUGAUGAAAGAGAGUCGAAUGCGUCGCCAGCCCUUCAAAUCGCAACAUUGCGACGGCUAGAACCCUGA